Molecule: messenger RNA, 1233 nt
Organism: Solea solea (common sole)
Lineage: Eukaryota; Metazoa; Chordata; Actinopteri; Pleuronectiformes; Soleidae
Gene: nat8l2
Product: N-acetyltransferase 8-like 2
Exons: 2
Coding region: 277-948 (223 amino acids)
Molecular function (GO): N-acetyltransferase activity
Source: RefSeq, a predicted model, not a curated record
UUCAACAACAAUAGAGCACGGUUGUGAAGCGGGGGGAAGCGGUUUUUUAUCGUUCUACUGCUACAUAAAGACAAUGGAUUUCUAAAAGAGAUAUUUCCCCCGAACUUCGACUCUGUAAAAUAAUGUAGGCCUGAGUCUAAAGGUCAGGUCGUGUCUGUGUCGACAUCCUCUCGGUUUCUCAGCGUUCGCGGUUUCACUUCAGCCCUCUUCUUGGUCUCUGCUGGUCGUCGACAAGGACCGUUUUCUAAAAGGGUGUCCGGUUAAAUUCCAGUGGUCAUGCAGCUGGUAAUCCGCCGAUACCGUCCGUCAGACAGGGACACAGUGCGUGCUCUGUUCAGUGCCGGCAUCCAGGAGCACAUUACUCCAUGCUUUCACAACCGCAUGGCCACUCCUUUCUGCCUCGCCAUCACCGCGGCUCUGUGUGCCGCUGGUUACCUCCUCAGCUCUGUGUUAGGAGCUGUUGUGUUAGCAGCAGCGUGGAUGGGCCUUGUCUACUACUGCUGCCACAAGAUAUAUUCAGGCUUUGUGAAGGAGAGACUCCUGACAGACAUGCAUGACAUCCCUGGGAACUAUCUGAGCAGACCGGGUGAUGUUUUCUGGGUGGCUGAAGCCGAGUUAGAUGGUAGGGUGCAGAUCCUCGGUAUGGUGGCUGUGAAGGCCAAACAAAGUGGAAAAGAAAAGUACGGCGAACUGAUGAGGAUGAUUAUCUCGCCGCUGUGCAGACGGAUGGGGCUGGGCUUCAGACUGGCUCAGACUGUUGUUGACUACUGUAAGGAGCAAGGCUUCUCCAAGGUGGUUCUGGAGACCAGCGACAUCCAGACUGCUGCUGUGGGACUGUAUGAGAAGCUGGGAUUCCGCCAUGUAUUCUCUCCCUCUAUAACAGAUUUUCCGCCAUGGGUUGUAAUGCUGGCCAAUGUCAAGGUUUUAAGAAUGGAAAAACAACUGUAGGCUUAAAAAUCACUAUCACUAAUCACCUAUUUACCAGUACAGCUAAAGCUGUCACAUCAACAAUACUGCAGUGAAAUCAGUGUGUGACUGGGCAGAGAUUUCUUUGAUUUCAAACACGACACAUUGCUGCUCUUCUUGAAUUUACAAGAUUGCAGUUAAGCAAAUUUUUACUAAUGUACAAUAAGCACUUCAAUUAUUAUGAUUUUUUUAUGUUACAGUCGACGCUGUGAAUGUUCGACUGUUUGUCACACAAAAAAAACAAAUAAAUAAAUCCACUCCCAAAGG